Molecule: messenger RNA, 1648 nt
Organism: Dreissena polymorpha
Lineage: Eukaryota; Metazoa; Mollusca; Bivalvia; Myida; Dreissenidae
Product: salivary glue protein Sgs-3-like
Exons: 6
Coding region: 1-1509 (502 amino acids)
Biological process (GO): proteolysis
Molecular function (GO): metalloendopeptidase activity
Source: RefSeq, a predicted model, not a curated record
AUGUGCGGUUCAUCCUCAAACUGUUUUUACGAGAUCCACAUACAGUUAGAUCUCCUUUCCGAAGAUGGCAGCAGCGGGUUGCUAGGCUACGCCUACGUGGGUACCGUGUGUUUGGCCACUCAGUACAAGUACUCAAUCAACGAGUUUACCACAUACAACGUGGCGUGGGUGGCGUCGCACGAGCUGGGACACGCUCUGGGAUCUUAUCAUGACCAGACCACCGACUGUCCGGCCGGCAGAAACGUUAUGUCCGCCUACCUGUUCUCGCCUGACCCCACCACCGCGGAUACAUACAGCAGGUUUUCCAAAUGCAGCGCAAGCCAAUUUAUCACCCAUCUGAACGGACGAACCGACUGCACUGCGAACAACGGCUUCACGGACGAGCAGUUCAGAGCCUCGUUUUGCACGGGCCUUCUUGGUCAGCGAGACAACAGCCUUGACCUUCAGUGUCAGCAGCGAACUGGCUUUGCCGGAAGUGAAGUGUGCAACGGGGCGAUUAGCGGCGACACGGGCUGUUAUGUCUAUGGUCAAGUUUCGUGUCGAGAUGCCAGCGGUUUGUGCAGCGUGAGACUCGGAUUUGUUUGGAAUGGAACCCCAUGCGGUAGCGGACUGAUGUGCUUUAAAGGAAGAUGCGUUGCUAACUUUGAUAUCUGCACCCCUGACACAACUACUGCUGCGCCUACAACUGCCGCGCCUACAACUGCUGCGCCAACAACUGCUGAAACACCUACAACUGCUGCACCUUCAACUGCUGCGCCUACAACCACUGAAACACAUACAACUGCUGCGCCAACAACAGAUGUACCUACAACUGCUGCACCCACAACUGCUGCACCUACAACUGCUGCGCCCACAACUGCUGCGCCUAAAACUGCUGCGCCAACUACUGCUGCGCCUACGACUGCUGCACCUACGACUGCUGCGCCAACUACUGCUGCACCCACAACUGAGGCGCCUACAACUACUGCGCCAACAACUGCUGCUCCUACAACUGAGGCGCAAACAACUGCUGCACCCACAACUGAGGCGCCUACAACUGCUGCGCCUACGACUGCUGCACCUACGACUGCUGCGCCAACUACUGCUGCGCCAACUACUACUGCUGCACCUACAACUGCAGUGCCAACAACGGCUAGACCUACAACUGCUGCGCCAACAACGGCUAGACCUACAACCGCUGCGCCAACAACUUCUAGACCUACAACCGCUGCGCCAACAACGGCUAGACCAACAACCGCUGCGCCAACAACUGCUAGACCUACAACCGCUGCGCCAACAACUGCAAGACCUACAACCGCUGCGCCAACAACUGCCAGACCUACAACUGCUGCACCUACAACUGUUGCCACUAAAACCUCUGCUCCAUCAACUGAUGCUCCAUGUAGCUGCUGUCGUAAAAGUGGUGGAUAUUUGCCUAAUUGUUGCGUACGACGUUUCCGUAGAUACGGCCUUCUUUGCAGAUGCUGUGAAAACGCCAGUAAUUUUGAAGAUGACGCGUCGAGUAGUUAAGAUGAGCUCGUGCAUUUCUCCUAAUAAAACAGCGACACAUUCAUUUGGAGGACUAGUUAUUGUUGACAAUUGGUUAUCGUUUUACUACUAUUUUUCUUACAUGCAAUAAUAGUAUUAUGUACCAUAAGAAUCCUAAAAA